Molecule: messenger RNA, 405 nt
Organism: Rhizopus microsporus ATCC 52813
Lineage: Eukaryota; Fungi; Mucoromycota; Mucoromycetes; Mucorales; Rhizopodaceae
Exons: 1
Coding region: 53-319 (88 amino acids)
Source: RefSeq, a predicted model, not a curated record
CAUCUACAAAAUGGGAGAUUUGCUUACAAUGCUCUUUUCUUUUACAAAAAAAAUGAUCAUCACGCGCGAUCAGGCCAUAUGCAUGCUUUUCUGCGUCGAGAACAAUCCUGAAAAUGUUGCUCGUUACGAAGAGAAAAUUGCUGCUUUUGGAGAAAUUGAUAUUUGCUACGAAAAGGAUCCAAAGAAACCUAUUUUAGCCCCUUCAAGCCAAAUUCACAAAAAUUUAUCCACAUAUCAUCCAUAUCCAGUGUCAUCCUCUGAAAAGAUGGCUGAUUUAGAAAAUAGCAAAGUCGUUAUAGAAACAAACAAAGAAGUUUAAUUUCAAGUUAUGUUAAUUAAAAUAAACAAAUCCUGUUUAUUUGGAUCUAUGUACAGGUUCUUUCCUGCAAUUAAAAGCUUGCAGUA